Molecule: messenger RNA, 7080 nt
Organism: Choloepus didactylus (southern two-toed sloth)
Lineage: Eukaryota; Metazoa; Chordata; Mammalia; Pilosa; Megalonychidae
Gene: SIPA1L2
Product: signal induced proliferation associated 1 like 2
Exons: 23
Coding region: 698-5920 (1740 amino acids)
Biological process (GO): activation of GTPase activity; regulation of small GTPase mediated signal transduction
Cellular component (GO): cytoplasm
Molecular function (GO): protein binding; GTPase activator activity
Source: RefSeq, a predicted model, not a curated record
UGAGAGCGGGAGGAGGAGCGGGAGGAGGAGUGUGAGUGCGAACACCCUCCGCCCCGUCCGGCUGCUCCGAAAGCUCCAGCCCCUCCGCGCGCCCGCCCGCCUGCCUGCAGCCCCUUGGCUUCCCCAGCCCUAGCGCCACCGGUGAGCCGCGCCUGCGCCUCGUUCCGCCCGCAGCCGGCGGGUCGGGGGACACCUCCCCGCCGGAGAUCGGCCCGCGGGGAGAGUCCAGAGCCGGGCCAGGGCGGCGAUGGGGAGCCCCGGGCAGCGGCUUGCUCCGAGGCGGUGGCUCCGGUUUCUGCCGCCCGGCGCUCGCGGACUGUAGCAGGUACCGCGCCGCUCGCAGCCGCUGUCGGGCCGGACCGCGUCCGCUGAGGUUCUUGCUACAAGAUUGUGUGGUCAGGGCAGCCUGCAGUUUCCUCCAUCUGAGUGAGGUGAAGGAAAUACUCAAUACCAGUUAUCUUAAGGAAUGCAUUUGAAAAGAACCAAGGAGUACAAAACCGUUACAAUGACUGAGAAGCAAGUUGGUUUUGGAAAAACUGUAUUCUGAGGAUGCUGUUUGCUUUUGGUUAAAAAGAGAGAAAAUACAACUACAGAAGAAGUCAUUAUAUCUGCAUUUUGUAUCACAAUGCACAUAACAAUGUAAUUAGAAUUACACUGGUCUCUUUAGUGAGUCUUGUAGCUUCUCUUCUCAGUAGACAUGAGUGACCCAAGGCAGUCACAAGAAGAGAAGCACAAGCUUAGAGCCUCUUCAAAGUUCAAGGAUCCUCCCAGAAUCAUGCAGUCUGAUGAUUAUUUUGCUCGAAAAUUUAAAGCCAUUAAUGGCAACAUGGGACCCCCUACUUCUUUAAAUGCCCCAAAUUCCAAUGAGACUGGUGGUCCAGCUAAUGGUACCCCAGCUGUGCCCAAAAUGGGUGUAAGAGCUAGAGUUUCUGAAUGGCCUCCUAAAAAGGAUUGCUCCAAGGAGCUAACCUGCAAGGCACUAUGGGAAAGCCGUUCCCAGGCCAGUUAUGAAAGUGUCACAUCCAUCAUGCAGAAUGGGCAAAAUGACCAGAGCGAUGGUCAACAAGAGGAACAGCUUGAUCUAGAAUUUGUGGAGGCAAAGUAUACAAUUGGAGACAUCUUUGUUCAUUCUCCCCAAAGAGGACUUCAUCCAAUAAGACAGAGAAGCAAUAGUGAUGUCACCAUCAGCGACAUCGAUGCUGAAGAUGUCUUGGACCAAAAUGCAGUGAAUCCCAAUACUGGGGCAGCCCUCCACAGGGAGUAUGGAAGCACAUCGUCAAUUGAUAGACAAGGUUUAUCUGGUGAAAACUUUUUUGCUAUGCUCAGAGGAUACCGAGUAGACAGUUAUGACCACAAAGUGAUGGCUCCUUUUGGGUUCCCUGAGUUUUUCCCCUGUGAUUCUGCAAUCUCUCCCAGCCUUCAUGCAGCAGCACAGAUUUCUAGAGGAGAAUUUGUCCGCAUCUCAGGAUUAGACUACGUGGACAGUGCCAUCCUCAUGGGGAGAGACAGGGACAAGCCUUUCAAACGGAGGCUGAAAUCAGAGUCAGUGGAAACAUCCCUCUUCCGAAAACUGCGAACUGUUAAAAGCGAGCAUGAAACUUUCAAGUUCUCAUCCGAUCUGGAGGACGGCCGUCUCAAGAGGGGCAUUCGUCCUUGGAAUUGUCAAAGAUGUUUUGCACAUUAUGAUGUCCAGAGCAUUUUGUUUAAUAUCAAUGAAGCCAUGGCUACAAGGGCUAAUGUGGGAAAGAGGAAAAACAUAACUACCGGGGCCUCUGCAGCAUCCCAGACUCAGAUGCCUACAGGCCAGACAGGCAACUGUGAGUCCCCACUGGGGAGCAAAGAGGAUCUCAACUCAAAAGAGAACCUGGAUGCUGAUGAGGGUGACGGGAAAAGUAACGACCUUGUCCUGAGUUGUCCUUACUUUAGAAAUGAGACAGGUGGGGAAGGGGACAGGAGGAUUGCUCUCUCUCGGGCCAACUCAUCAUCUUUCAGUUCUGGGGAAAGUUGCUCCUUUGAGUCAUCUCUCAGCUCGCACUGCACAAAUGCAGGUGUCUCCGUUUUAGAGGUUCCAAGAGAAAACCAGCCCAUUCAUCGGGAGAAAGUGAAACGCUACAUCAUAGAACACAUUGACCUUGGGGCCUAUUAUUACCGCAAAUUCUUCUAUGGGAAAGAGCACCAAAACUACUUUGGAAUAGAUGAAAACCUUGGCCCUGUGGCAAUAAGUAUCCGGAGAGAGAAGGUCGAAGAUGCCAAGGAAAAAGAAGGAUCCCAGUUCAAUUAUCGGGUAGCUUUCAGGACUAGUGAGCUUACAACACUGAGAGGAGCAAUUUUAGAAGAUGCUAUACCUUCUACUGCUCGGCAUGGUACUGCACGAGGACUACCUCUCAAAGAAGUUCUAGAAUAUGUCAUUCCAGAGCUGAGCAUUCAGUGCCUGAGACAGGCUUCAAAUUCACCCAAGGUCUUGGAACAGCUCCUGAAGCUUGAUGAACAAGGGCUGAGCUUUCAGCACAAGAUUGGGAUCCUUUAUUGCAAAGCAGGCCAGAGCACAGAGGAAGAGAUGUAUAACAAUGAGACAGCAGGACCAGCUUUUGAAGAAUUCCUUGAUCUUCUGGGCCAGAGAGUGCGGCUGAAAGGAUUUAGUAAAUAUCGAGCUCAGCUAGACAAUAAAACUGAUUCUACAGGAACUCACUCCCUGUACACUACGUACAAAGAUUAUGAACUCAUGUUCCACGUGUCAACCAUGCUGCCCUACAUGCCAAACAAUCGGCAGCAGCUUCUGCGGAAGAGGCACAUAGGAAAUGACAUCGUUACCAUUGUCUUCCAAGAGCCUGGAGCACUUCCUUUUACUCCAAAAAGCAUCCGGUCUCACUUUCAGCAUGUCUUUGUCAUAGUCAAGGUGCAUAAUCCAUGUACCGAAAACGUGUGUUAUAGUGUUGGAGUUUCUAGAUCAAAAGAUGUGCCAUCAUUUGGUCCACCCAUUCCCAAAGGUGUAACUUUUCCAAAGUCAGCAGUGUUUCGGGACUUUCUUUUAGCCAAAGUAAUAAAUGCAGAAAAUGCAGCCCAUAAGUCGGAAAAGUUCCGAGCGAUGGCCACUCGAACGAGGCAAGAAUACUUGAAAGAUCUGGCAGAAAACUUUGUCACAACUGCCACUGUGGAUACCUCUGUGAAAUUCAGCUUCAUUACACUAGGAGCAAAGAAAAAAGAAAAAGUAAAGCCAAGGAAGGAUGCUCAUUUGUUUAGCAUUGGAGCAAUCAUGUGGCAUGUCAUAGCACGGGACUUUGGCCAGUCUGCAGACAUUGAAUGUCUUCUUGGAAUUUCCAAUGAGUUUAUAAUGUUGAUUGAAAAGGAUUCCAAGAAUGUUGUAUUUAACUGUUCCUGUAGGGAUGUUAUUGGGUGGACAUCUGGAUUAAUGAGUAUCAAAGUGUUUUACGAAAGAGGAGAAUGUAUCCUUCUGUCUGCAGUGGAUAACUGCGCUGAAGACAUAAGAGAAAUUGUUCAGAGAUUAGGAAUCGUGACCAGAGGCUGCGAAACUGUGGAAAUGACCCUGCGGAGGAACGGGCUGGGCCAGCUCGGCUUCCACGUGAAUUUUGAAGGAAUCGUUGCUGAUGUAGAACCUUUCGGCUUUGCCUGGAAGGCUGGUCUUCGCCAAGGGAGCCGCCUCGUGGAGAUCUGCAAAGUGGCUGUGGCUACUCUGACCCAUGAGCAGAUGAUUGACCUGCUCCGUACCUCAGUAACUGUGAAAGUGGUCAUCAUCCAGCCCCACGACGAUGGCUCACCCCGACGAGGGUGUUCAGAGCUCUGCCGGAUCCCCAUGGUGGAAUAUAAACUGGACAGCGAAGGCACCCCCUGUGAGUACAAAACUCCCUUCAGGAGGAACACCACGUGGCACCGGGUGCCCACCCCUGCCGUGCAGCCCCUCUCCAGAGCCUCCCCCAUCCCUGGCACGCCCGACCGGCUACAGUGCCAGCAGCUCCUCCAGCAGGCCCAGGCUGUGAUCCCCCGCAGCACGUCCUUUGACCGGAAGCUGCCCGAUGGCACAAGGCCAGGUCAAGAUGUUGAAACUCCACAGAUACCUCAGUGCACUGUUAAUGAUUCUAGUCAACAUUACAGAAGUUCGCCAAGCAACCAGUCAUCCUCCAGUGACCCGGGACCCAGCGGAAGUGGCCACUGGAGACAGCAAGUGGGAUACGACGGAUGUCAGUCUCCUCUGCUGCUUGACCAUCAGGCCUCAGGUCCUCUGGAAUGUGAAGGAGCCCGGGAACGGGAAGAAAUCAUGGAAGGAAGUAGGCACCCUGAAACCAAAUGGCAUGGUGCACCUUCCAAAGUCCUGAGUUCCUAUAAAGAAAGAGCCCUGCAGAAAGAUGGAAGUUGCAAAGAUUCCCCCAAUAAGCUUUCUCAUAUUGGAGAUAAAAGUUGCUCAAGUCAUUCCAGCAGCAACACACUCUCCAGUAACACAUCCAGCAAUAGUGACGACAAGCACUUUGGAUCCGGAGACCUGAUGGACCCGGAGCUGCUGGGAUUAACCUACAUCAAAGGGGCCUCCACUGACAGUGGCAUUGAUACGACCCCUUGUAUGCCCUCUUCGAUCCUGGGCCCGAUGCACCUGACGGGCAGCAGGUCCAUGAUUCACAGUCGGGCAGAGCAGUGGACUGACCCUGCCGACAUCUCUGGAACUGAGGACGAGCAAGCCAAAAUGUAUGCUGUUCACAGCUAUGCAUCCACCAUUUCUGUCAGCAACACUGCCGAAGGCAGCAUGGGCGACCUCAGUGAAAUCUCUUCUCAUUCCAGUGGUUCACAACAUUCAGGAAGCCCUUCAGCUCACUGUUCCAAAAAUAGUGGGUCUCUGGAUACAUCCAAAGUCUACAUUGUGUCCCACAAUAGCAGUCAACAGGUUUCUGGGUCCAUGUCUAAGCCCUACCACAGGCAGGGAGCAGUGAGCAAAUAUGUCAUCGGCUGGAAGAAAUCAGAAGGCAGCCCGCCACCCGAGGAACCUGAAGUAACCGAAUGUCAGGGAAUGUAUAGUGAAAUGGAUACCAUGUCCACAGCAACCCAGACGGUGGUGGGAGAUGCUGUUUCAGAAGCUCAACAUGUUCUUUCAAAAGAAGAUUUUCUGAAAUUGAUGCUUCCUGACAGCCCCUUGGUGGAGGAGGGGAGAAGAAAGUUUUCAUUUUAUGGGAACCUGUCUCCAAGAAGGUCGCUGUAUCGCACGCUCUCGGAUGAGAGCAUAUGCAGUAAUCGGAGAGGCUCCUCCUUCGGCAGUUCACGAAGCUCGAUUCUUGACCAAGCCUUGCCCAACGACAUCCUGUUCAGUACAACACCGCCCUACCACAGCACGCUGCCUCCCCGCACCCACCCCGGGCCGAGCGCCGGCUGCCUGAGAAAUGAGUUCUGGUUCUCUGACGGGUCAUUAUCGGAUAAGUCCAAAUGCGCCGACCCUGGCCUGAUGCCCCUCCCAGAUACGGCCACGGGGCUGGAUUGGUCCCACCUUGUGGAUGCUGCACGGGCGUUUGAAGGUGUUGAUUCAGAUGAAGAACUUGGGCUGCUCUGUCACCACACGUCCUAUCUAGACCAGAGAGUGGCAUCAUUCUGUACCUUGACAGACAUGCAACACGUGCAGGACUUGGAAGGAUCCCAAGAGCUACCAUUAUGUGUAGAUCCAGGCAAUGGAAAGGAUUUCAUGGACACAACUGGGGAGCGUUCUCCAUCAACACUGACUGGCAAAGUCAAUCAGCUGGAAUUAAUUCUUCGACAACUACAGACGGACCUUCGGAAGGAAAAACAGGACAAGGCUGUUCUCCAAGCUGAAGUUCAGCAUUUGAGACAAGACAACAUGAGACUGCAGGAGGAGUCCCAAACAGCGACAGCUCAGCUGCGAAAAUUCACAGAAUGGUUUUUCAACACCAUAGACAAGAAAUCUUAACCAGCCCAUUCCCCAUCAAGGGACCACUGUGGGAAUGCCCGUUGUCCCUGUGAAGUCACAAAAAUGUGUUUUUUAAACCAUGCUUUCAAUCAGCCAUCGAUGUUGUUGCUUUUCUGCUCUGCCCAGCCAGCACCAUUCAUCCCAGCAAGAUAGGGAGCCUCGAUUCUUUCCUGGUAGCUGUCUUGUGGUAGCUGAGAGCGACAGUGAUGUGAAGAUGAAUGUAACUCCCCAUGUCAAGACGAAUGUAAAAUCCUGGUGUCAGUUCAGACCUUUGUCUUUUAGAUUUUAUUGGAAUGGUGCUCUGGCUUGGGCUUACCUCAAGAGGGAAGGAGUUGGGUUUUAUUUCCUAUAUAUCAGGUGACCUGGUAGAGAUGUUAAAGCAAUUUACCAUAGUUUGGGCUUUAGUAUUGUAAAAUAAACCUAAAAACAAAUAAUCAGACAUAUACUUUAAUGUUAAAGGUGCUCUAUUUUUUUGUAUGUACAGUAGUUUUAUUUCCACAGCCACAUUAUCAUAGCAAUAAGAAUAGAGGCAUAGUAAAUACUUGGAAAAGCUGAGGUGGGGGUAAAAUAAAAGCACUGAUAUGUUUAACACUAGUGUGAAUGCAGUUACUUUAGAGACUUAUUUAUUUGCAGGAACAAAUGGUGCCUGGUGCCUGAAUAUUAACAGUGUUCUGAUUUUUAAAAAAAAGAUACUUAUGCCUUGUAAAUGGCUCACUGAGUAGUCACUUCAACUCUUAGUUUACUUUUGUAUAGUUAAUGCUCUGCUGAUUCAAAAAAAAAGAGUAAAUCUGCUUAAUUACUAGAAUUCCCGUAUGCUGUGAGCCAGCAGAAUCACUUGUACAAUGCCAAAUUUGUUUAUUCUUUGUACAGAAGCUUUGAUGAAGUGUCUUGUAUUUAACACCCUUAUUUAAGCUUAUUUAACCUUAAAUUGUUAAUUUUAUAAAAUUUGGUUUUAUCUGCACUAUGAUGAGGAAGUUAGAUAGCAGCAAGCUCAGAAAUGACUUAGCUUGCCAGAAAUAGACUGAGGAGCAGGGUGGGGAAAUUCUAACAAUUGGAUGCUGCUAGUACACAAGUUGUUUGUAUUGCUUUACCAUUUUUAACUGUUAUAUUUGAGAUGAACAUACAUUUUGCUUUUUUAAUAAAUGUUUAAAAGAAGUCCA